GGAAAAGAAACAUGCUAGGAAUCCGAAUCCCCUAGCCCAACAGAACUGCUGCUGCUCUCUUAGGAAACCCCGUGGAGACACCAGAUCUGCUCCGUGUUGUCUGACAUUCCUUUUCCACGGCCCUGCACUCUGUCCUCGCAGUGUUUGUGGACAGCAUUUAAUUCACUCUCGUGGCCAGGGGAGGCAUGCCGUUGCACGGACAGACCAGGGCUUCCUUAGCCACGACUUCCGGUGGUUUCCCUUUCCUUGUCUUCUGUAAAAAGGGCUGCUCCACUGUCUUCGUAGCUGUGUCUGCGCAGUGCAUGUCCUUUCCGUGGGAGGGAAAGUGUGUCACAACCUGCUGCUGGCUGUGUAGACGGGGUUCCCCUGAUGAGAGGACCCCAGGUCCAGGAGGCGUUCAUGUAAAGUGUGUUCAUCUGCUUUCUGUCACUAUAACAGCACCCGGGGCAGGCUGAGUUCGCACAGAAGUUUGUUUUGCUCACAGGUUUGGAGAUUCAGGAGGAUCACAUUCGCUCACGCCUGGUGAGGGCUCCUCGCUGUCACUUCAUGGCAGAGGGAGAUGGCGGGACCCUGAGUGAGAGGAAGAGAUCCUGUCACCCACAGGAAGCCAGGCAGGCUGGGUUCCUACCACCCGAGAACCUCCCAUCAGGCUCCACUUAAAGCCCCGCCACUUCCCACCACCACACUGAGGACCAAGCCCACACGGGAGCCUUUGAGGGGUGCACCCAUCCAUUCCCAACGCCCAGCACCAAGGAAACACCGGUGGCGGUGGUGCCUCUCCUGUGGGCAGCUGGAGCUCAAUCCUGCUGGGGGACUCAGAGCCAGCUGAGAACAUGCAGCCUUAUCCCACCCAACAAGCAAGGCUGUUAGAUAUCUGAACGCCUGGCUCUGUCAGUGACUGGCUGAGACCCACUCUCGGGACUGCUCGUUUCCUUGCACUGCCGGUUGGUCACCAAGGGGACUUUAAAAGCCAGAAAGAGCCUGCCGAGAGAAAGGCAGGUGGGCUGGAGGGGGGUGGGCCCAUGUGCACCGAGGUGGGAGGAGCAGUGGAUCUGGCUGGGGCACCCCUGGCUUUGCUGCCCUUGGCAGCUGACAGAAGACAUUCCCAAGCUGCAGCCACAGAGUCCCUGUCAGUGUGCGGGAGCCGGGCUCCCACUCCCUUGUCACUGUGAAGUGCCGCCUUGAAUAAGAAAGUCCUCAGUUUGAUAGGCAAGAAGUGGGAUCUCAUUUGAAAUGAGCUGUUGUUAUUACAGUUGAUAUUUGCAAGCUUAUGAACCAGUUGUAUUUCUUCUUGGAGAAUGCCCCUUGCUCAUUUUUCCUGUUGGGGUAUGUUAGCCUGAGUGCCUGUGGCGCUGAUGAGAAUUGCUCUACACCAUCAAUAUUUUCCUACUUGUCUCCCUCGCCUUUAGGGAUUUUUGUUGAUUCUUGUGUUUUUGUUUGUUUGGCUUGGUGUUACAGAUAGAAGAUCUAAACCUGUAGGCUUCAAAUUGCAGCUGAGGUCGCGGAGGGGAGCUGGGCUAUCAGCCAGCCUCCCGACCUCAGGUCCUGAUCCCGUUACUGCUUCCCAGAGGCUGGAGCAAAACCUGCCCACACCAGUUCCUUCCCGACACCUUGGAGGCUCCACGAUGGUUCUUAUAACUACAUUCGCCCUCCUUCAGACCCUUCCUGGUCCACGCAGCGACCAUCUCCUAGCCUCCCUGACCAUGCCCUGUGAGGCCCCUCUUACCUCAGGAGCCCCCAAAGUGCUCAUGACCUCACACAGCUCAUACGCCUUUGAGUCUACAGCCCUCAGGCCUUCUUGUUUCUAAGAGAAUCCAACUUAGCCCAUCUUAAGCAAUAAACCCAACGUUUUUGGAAGGAGACCGGCUUCCUGCCAACAUGAGGCUCAUAUCCAAGUCUGUCCCUGUUUGCUCUGGGCGCCUGCUUGACUCUUUCCGCCUCUCAAGGCCUUUUCUGUUCCUCAAUCCCCAGACCCCUUUUGUCCCAGCUCCCAAGACCCUAUAAGACACUGACUAUAUCCUCUACCCAGAAUUCCAAAUGCCCAAAGAUCUGAUUGGUCCAGCUGGAUCAGGUGUCCACUUCUUGUCCAAUCAGGAAUAUUGAUGAAGGGGUAACAGAGUGAGAACAUGGCUGCCAGGACCCCAUUCCUGUGGCCCCGUAGGUCGGGGAAGAAGGAACCCUGUGAGAUGAUGGGCAGAACCCCAAAAUGUGUCCACUGCAUGGAGGUUUCCUGAGUCAGCUUCUACACAUAUCCAUUUUCUCAUCCGUCUUGGCCCUUUCAUGGGUUUGAGUUCACAGGUUUCUACAAACUCCAUCUUUUCGUAUUUUCCCAUUAGUGUCCACAGAGGCUGAGGUGGGAAGCUCAGGAGAGUGACAGACCCUAGGAGAGGCCAAUUCUGUGGAUGAAUUGAGAGCCAGUCCUUGGGAGGAUCACGGCUGAGCAGCCUAAUGGGCACGCGUGGACAGCCAGGUCUCCGCUGUCCACGUUUCCACUGAUGUGUGUGAGGCAGAGAGCAGAGCUUUCUCGUGUGGUUGAUUUCUGUUCCGUGCAGAAGAGGGCUCUGAGGAAAGAGCUCUGGGACGAGAUGACGGAAGUAGCGACAGAUUCAGAGGAAGAUGUGCCAGAGGAAAUCGAGGACCUGAGCCCCCCUGACUUGGAUCGCACUGGCACUUUCCAACAAGUCACGAACCUCCUGGACAUCAUGGACAGUGAGCCAGCGACGACGGACACGACCGGGUCAGGUGUGGACCUGCGGAAGACCCUGGCCUCGGGGAUAAUCACGGAGAAGGCGGCCAGCGCACCCUCUGUGGUGAUGAGCGCACUCAUCCGCUGCCUGCAGGUGCCGGAGAUCUCCCCCCAGCGCAAGGUCAACAUCUACAGCAUCCUCCAGGAGAUCAUCCAGCAGCAGGGCGAGCUGGAGGAGCAGUGCGUGCAGAGGCUGGUGGCCAUCGCCUCCCGCGAGAUGAGGGAGAGCCCCGAGGUGGAGGGCUAUGUGAAUGCGGAAGUGGCCAGUGACACCCUGGUGGCCCUGUCCCGCAACCACUUCAGCCUGGUCAUGUACGAACUGCAGCACCACCUCAAGCCCCUCCACCUCACCGACGAGUUCGUCAUCGUCACCUUGGCCAAGCUGGCCAACGGCAACGUGUUCGAGUUCAUGCCGUACAUGGGCAUCACCCUGGCCACCAUAUUCACAAUGCUGAGGCUUGCCAACGAAGCCAAGAUGCGCCAGGUGAUCUGUAACGCCAUGGAGACCUUCUGCGAGACGGUGCAGUUCUACCUGCGGCACCUGGAGGACAGCGUGUACCCUGUGAUGACCGAGGACCAGUUCGCUCUGAAGCUGUUCCCCAUGUACCGCUACUUUGUGACCGUGUGGCUGAGGCACCAGAACCCGGAGUUCCUGUGGCAGGUGAAGCUGGGGGUCAUCAAGUCCCUGAAGCCCAUGCUGAACCUGCUUCUGCCCAAUGAUGACCUGCGGGAGCAGGUCUAUGACUACAUCCCCCUGCUGCUGGCCGAGUACCAGGGCAGCCUGGAGGCGCUCUUCAUCACACAGGUCCUGAGGCAGAUCCUGGAGAUGUCCGUCUCCACCAACACCCCCAUCCCCCAGAUGCAGCUGCACCCCCUCUUCACAGAACUUCACGUGCAGGUGUGCACCAAGGCCCCGGCCCAGCACCAGUUCAGCAGCCAGAACCUGGUGGAGAUUGUGCACUGCUUCAUAGCCCUGGCGCACUCCUACCCCAAGGAGCUGAUGCGGUUCUUCUUCAGCCAGAUGGAGAUAAGCCAGGAGGCCGUGCGCGUGGGCACCCUGACCCUGAUUAGGGCUGUGGUCAGCGCCAACAAGCCCAGAAUGAACAUCAGGACUGUCUGCCUGGCCAUCCGCGUGGUCAAGAACACGCUGUCCGACACCCGCUCCAAGGUGCGGAUGGCCAUUCUGCGGAUCAUCAGCCAGCUGGCUCUGUCCGGCUACCAGGACAGGAUCAAAGGCUGGGGACUGAAGUACGUGUCGGUGCAGCUGACCUUAUCCACGUACAAACUGACAAAUUGCCGGGAGAGCUUGUGCCACAGGGACCUGGAGGAGAAGAUGGUGCACAGAGUGACCAUGGACACCGUGAAGGUCAUCACGUCUUCCGUCAGUGGCAUGAGCAACGAGUUCUGGGUGAGGCUCCUGUGCUACAUCAUGGAGACAAACUACACGGAGGCCCUGACGCCCAUCUGCAUCAGCCUCACCAACCUGGCGGAGCGCCAGCUGCACGGCCAGGAUGUGGAGGCCGGCGUGGCCAGCAAGAACAAGCUCGUGGACCUACCCACCCCUCAGAAGCUGCUGGCCCGUCUGCUGGUGCUGAUGUCGUCACCCUACAAGGGGGAGGGCCGUGGGGUCGCCAUGCUCAACCUCCUGCGGACACUGAGCCAGAGCAUCGUGCCCUUCAUGGCAGACGUCUGGGAGACGGAAAUCCCGCUGCUGGUGCGGUACCUGGAAGAACACACGGAGUUUACCUGGAACCAGAAGGCCUGGGAGGACAAACUCUUUCAGUUUCUGAAGCACUCUCUCAAGAAGACCCGGGGGUCCACCUGGAUCCUGCGCCUGAGCAGAGAGCUCAACAACCAGAUGGAGAACUUUGACAGCCCCUCCGUGGAGAAGGGCUUUCUGUACCAGGCCCUGGGCUUCACCUUGGCCAUGACCCCGGAGGCCGACAAGGUGGAGGUGCUGCUCCUGGAGCUGCUGUACAAGACAGACUACGGCAACGGCUUCGACCGGGAGGGUGUGAGUGUGUGCUUUGGCCUGUGUGCCCGUGGCCAGGUGAAGACGGUGCUGAAUGUGCUCCAAGACUUCGAGGAGCGGAUCCAGGAGUCGGAGCGGUCCUGGCAGAUCGGGGCUUGGCGGGUACGGUCUCAGCCGCAGAGCGCAGAAGGACCACCCCUGGGGGCGAGAGACCGUGAAGAGCGCCUUCAUGGUGAUGUACAGCCGUGUGGCCUCCUACUGCCACCCCCAGCUGCUCCUCACCCUCGUGGACAACCUCAUCACCGCCAAAAUCAUUCACCACUACUCCAGCAGCUGCCAGGUACCCACACCUGGCACCCGAGCGAGGGGUGCUCCUCCAGCCAGGACAUCAGCCUCAAAAUGGCCUUCAUGAAGAGCGUUGCACAGGUCACCAGCGCCAUCAGAGGCGUCCAGAGUCUGGAGGACUUCCAGUUUGCCCACAAGGUGACCCUCACCAGCACUAUUGUGGCGAUCAUCAAGGCCGAGCCGCCCGACCAGCUGGCUUCCCCUGUGCGGACCAUGGCGAUGGAGGCGCUGGCCCACCUGAGCAAGCUGAAGCCUUUCUACUCCCUAGAGGAGAGCAGCGAGCUGAUGGACAUCAGCAUCCACUCGGUGAUUUCUCUGCAGCCCCCGGGAGGGGACAACGAGUCCAUGAAGGCCCUGUAUGGGAACGCCCUGAGUGCCCUGGAGCAGCUGAUGGAGAGCCUCCUGCAGAGGCACCUGGACCCCAGGGGGCUGCAGGAGAUGGUGCAGCUCCUGGAGAAGUGGAUCCUGUCGGAGAAAGAGUGGGAGCGGGAGAAGGCCAUGAACCUGCACCUGCACCUCGUGCAGAUCUACGCACAGAGCAUCGGCGUCUGCAUCCCCCUGAAGCUGGGGCAGUUUGGCACGUUGGUGGGACUCGUCGCCCCCUGCACCUGUGACACCCACCUGAGAACCCGCGUGGCCUCAGCCAGAGUCCUGUCCUGCCUGCUGGACCUCCACGCGAGCCAGACCUGCUCCCUGUGGGGCGCUUCCAAGGAGAAGGAGCUGGAGAGGUGUGAGAAGGACCUGUGGGGCGCGGAUGCCGACUCGAUUCUCGGCGCGACCGCCCGAAUCGCCAAGGCAGUCUGCGUGGAGUUCAGCGGCGGCGAGCUGGUCUCCCUGGUCCAGAAGCUCUGCGAGAACAUCGGGGCCUUGGGCCCGCAGCACGACAAGGCCUCGGUCACCUGGAUCAGCACGUUCCUGCAGACGCGGGCCUGGGAGCUGGAGGACGAGGUGGCCGAGAUCCUGGGCGCCAUCCUGGUCCACCUGCCCGUGGCGGAAGACCCGGACGUGCGGCGCCUCCUCAUCGAAGGCAUCCUCCUCCUGGCGCAUUACCACCAGGACACCGUCCUCACGGCGCUGCUCAGGCGGCCCCUGCCCAUGGAGAGCCACCUGACGGAGGUGUGGCUGGCCGUGGCCAAGAGCACGCCCUUUGCAAGGACCGUGCUCCGUGGCCUGAUGGGCCGGCUGCAGUCGCGGUUCACUCGGAGGGUCAACGCCACCUCCAAGGCGGACAUUUGGCGCAUGGCCGCGGUGGACCCCCUGAUGACGCUGUGCACCACCCACCUCCUCAUUGAGAAUGUGGACGACGACGACGAGCUGUCCGACCUGGCCCCUGACCUCAUCUACACCCUCCUGCUGCAGCUCGGCUGCAGCUACCAGCCCGAGGCUGCCUCGCCCGCCCUGAAGACCUGGAGGCUGGUCCAGCCGGGGCCCCUGCCCGAGGAGCUGACCCUGCAAAGGGUCGCCGUGAAGUCCAUGCAGCUCUUGUUCCGGAGGCUGCACAGCGAGCGCCUGCUGCGGGCCCUGGAGGAGCAGUCGGUGUGGACCCUGCUGGAGAGCAGCGGGACCUUCCUGCAGGGAGUGAGCCUCCUGGCCAGGCUGUGCGCGUGGCUCCUGGCAGGCUACCGGCAGAGACUCGCGGAGCUCGUGCUCAGGGGCAUGGACUCGGACGUCCUGAGCUGCCGCGUCAGCAGCACGGCGGUCUGCGUGGAGUUCAUGGGCGAGCCGGUGCUGCACCAGGAGAAGCUGCUGAGGCCGGCGGUGCUGCUCCUGGAGAGGGGCGCGGAGCAGGAGGAGGACGAGGCCCUGCGGGUGCUCUCCCUGCGCGCCCUGGGGAACAUGGCCCUGGGGGCCCCCAGGAAGGUGAAGCAGUACCGGAAGCUCCUGCUGGAGACUUGCCUGGGCUCGCUGCGGGUCCCGGCGAGCACCCGCGCCACCGCGGAAGGCAUGGAGGCCCUGACCAAACUCCUGGCCGAGCUCCGCGAAGGGGACGUGGGGGCCUCCUUCGACGCCAUCUCCGAGCACUGCAGACUCUUCUUCGACAACGAGAGCGAGCUCCUGCGCUUCAAGGCCUUCGAGCUCUUUGGGAAGCUGGCGACGGUGGUGGGGAUUUCCAAGAAGCAUUUCUUCAAGGGCGAAGUGAGGAAGGCCUGGGUCCCCCUGUUGCUGCACUGCCAGGACCCCUGCUCCAACACUGCCCAGGCCUGCACGGCCACCAUGUUCCAGUGUGUGCACUUCUGGGGCUGGAAGUCCCUGGAGCGGCCCCCAAGGCAAGGCAAGGCCAGCGCCGACGACCUGGCUGUGUUCCAGACAACCAUGUGCUCCGUGCUGACUCAGAAGAAGCCGGCGGUCCUCUACUGCUUCCUGCUGGAGACGCUGACCUACGUCAGCAACAAUCUGUCCAGGAUCAGAAUCGCCUCCUGUAACCUGGCAGGGAUUAUGAUGAAGCAGAUGUCUGCCCACUACCUGAAAAAGCUGGACUUCCCCUCCCUCCGCAACUCGCUCCAGGAGCUCCAGCUGGACACGGACCCUGGCGUCCGGAGGGCCGCCCUGGAGACCCUCCAAGUCUUGGACGGCUGCAGCCAGCACUGGGUUUCGGCUUUGCCAGGAGGAAGGUCCUAGGUGGCUGGUGGUUCCUGGUUCGGAC
Messenger RNA from Oryctolagus cuniculus (rabbit), 7707 nucleotides. Lineage: Eukaryota; Metazoa; Chordata; Mammalia; Lagomorpha; Leporidae. The record is from RefSeq and is a predicted model, not a curated record.